Molecule: messenger RNA, 2163 nt
Organism: Gasterosteus aculeatus aculeatus (three-spined stickleback)
Lineage: Eukaryota; Metazoa; Chordata; Actinopteri; Perciformes; Gasterosteidae
Source: RefSeq, a predicted model, not a curated record
CAGGAACGCGCCGCCAGUGGGACUAAACUACAGAAGAAGAAGAAAGUCACAUACUUUUCCGGUCUCCACCGGAUGUUUUGGACUUCAGGAGGGAGGACCGGUCAAAAUGGAGAACACAUAUAGAAUGACAGACAAAGACAUCCGGCAGAUGAUACAGCUACGUGCCACCAACGCCGACAUCUUCACCGGACGGAAGAACUCUGCGCUGAGAGGAUGGAGGGCCAUCAGGAAGGAGAUGGGCAUCCAGCGAGUGAUGACCGCUCAGCAGCUGAAGAAGAAGUGGGUCAACCUGAAACACAAGUACAGGUUGCUGAAGAACCCUCCAGUUGGCAUGCAGAUGUCGACUAGCUCAUGGCGCUGGUUCCAGCUGAUGGACGAGGCCAUGACCGGCCGCCUGGCUGGGACCGCCACCGUCCUACGUCCGUCCCCGUCGAGCGACGACGAGGAGGACAACUUCGCUGCCACGCCGCCGCCUAUGCUCCUUCUUCCCAAAACAGAAGCGUCUUUUUCUGAACUGCCCGACGUUCAGUCAGGGAUUCUGGAGGACAUGGGGACGCUGCGGGGCGGCAUGCAGAUCAGCAGGAUCGAAGCGAGCGGGAGCGUCGUGGCCGAGAGCAGAACCGGGUCGCCUGCUGAGGGCGUGGCGGCCGGACAGGACACUGAUCACUUGAGAAGGAUCGAUUGUGAGCCGGCUGUGAUAGAGAGCCCACCUGCCGUCAACAAGAGCCAGACUGCCAGGCAGUUUGGCACCUUAUUGCCCGAGCAAACGCCGUCAUCCUUUGGACGCGGCGCUGGGAAGGACAACGAGGCCGCUUGUCGGCUGGAGGAGCUCCACACAGAGUGGCGAGCUCUGGAGAGAGAGCAGGCCGAGUUCGACAGAGAGCUGAUCGAUUUGGAGCGAGACAGGGAGGCGCUGGACAGAGACACGGCCGCUCUAGAGAGAGACAGAGUGGCCAUAGAGAGAGACAGGGGAGCCGUGGAGAGAGACCGAGUGGCUCUGGAUCGAGACCGAGUUGUUCUGGAUCGAGACCGAGCGUUCCUGGACAGAGACCGAGCGUUCCUGGAGAGAGACCGAGUGUUCCUGGAGAGAUCCAGAGAGGACUUGGAAAGAGAGAGAGCGCUGCUGAGGAGAGAGAGGGCCGUCCUGCAGAGGGAGGGGCCAGCCGUGGACGGAGAUCAGGCUGAAGUGACCACAGAGAAGGAAGUGGUGCUGCAAACUAGGUUCUUCCAGAGGCUGAUGGCUGCGGACCUGGACCCGGACCAGCUGGAGACAAGACAGAGACUGGUGGGUUUGUUCCAGAGGCUUGUUGAGAAGCUGUGAGUGUCGUGUGAUGAAAACCACGUUUGGACUUCUCACAACUAUUUCAUGUUCCGUUUGGUGUCAAUAAAGACUCAAUAUUCCUCUUCUUUACAUUACAUUUUUUACAUGACAUGUCAUUUAGCAGACACUUUCAUCCAAAGCGAUUUACAAUAAGUGCAUUCAACCAUAGGGGUACAAACUCAGAAGAACAAGGAACAAGAAAGUGCAAUUUUCUCAAAUAAGCCACAAUUUAAGCGCUACAAUUUGUUCGUCUUUUAGUCAAGGUAGAGUCUGAAGAUGUGAAGGCUCUCUGUGGUCCUGGUGUCUUCAGAGAGCUCGUUCCAUCAUUUCGGAGCAAGGACAGCAAAGAGUGGUGAUCUAGUCGAGUGUUUUGCUCCCAGUGAGGGAGGGAUGAGCAGUUUUGCAGAUGCAGAGCGAGAGUGUGGGUUGGGAUGUAGGGUUUGACCAUGUCCUGGAUGUAAGCUGGACCCGAUCCAUUCACACCAUGGUACGUGAGCACCAAUGUUUUGAACUGCUUUAGUGACCAAACUUCAAUUUUAGACCUUUCAUCUUAACUCUGUGUUGUUCCGGUGUUUAUGACAUGGAAUAAUGAUGAAGAGAAACAGGGAGAAAUAUUCAAAAGCAACAAACUGACAUCUCACUGUGGUCCUUACUCUCCUCUCCCUCAUUUACUAAAUUAUGAAUCAAUCACUUUAUAUAUUUAUAUUUUUAAUGCACAAGGCCAUGACCGGCUGUUGUUCUGGUGUUUAUGACAUUAUUCAAUAAAGUGCCAAAAUAAUUAAUGUACACAAUGAAAGAAAGUAAACGAGUGGCAAGCAAAUAAAUUCCUAGACUUUUAAAAA